AUGCCGCCAAAGGAAGCAACUUCCAGCACAGGACCAGCAACUGCCACCCGCACAACCACCGGUGCCGCAAAGCCAACCAAAACCACCGCCCGAGCAAUACGCACAUCUACCCUUAAUAUCACAUCCGUCCCAACAGCAACCGGAUCCUCGCUAGGCAUCUCUCCAUCCGCCACAGCGACAGCAGCAGCAGACAGUGGUAGCAGUGCCGGUUUAUCGCCAGGGGCGAUCGGGGGUAUUGCAGCCGGAGGGGUAGUCCUGUUUGCAUUAGUCGGACUUUUAUUCUACAAGCGACGCAAGAGAGCAGUCGCUUCUUCCAAGGACGGCUACAACGGACAAGGCGGUGAUGGAAAUGAGCCCAUGUACAUGCACGCAUCCAAUUAUGGGAAAAGAAAGAAGGGCCCUAGUGGAAUCUCUGGCCCCCUGGCCCUCGCCCCCGAGAGCGACGCGUCCCCGCCCCCGUUCCCACCGCCGCUCGUCCAGCAGCCUAAGAAACCGUUCAACAAGCACCGCGGCAAUGCUCCCUGGGACAAUCAUGCUCCGCCUCAGCAGAACGAUUAUUACGACGAUGCGUUGGUCCAGGACUAUUACACCGCACCCGAUGUCAUCGGCGCUGGCAGUAACAACGAACUCGUCGGCGCACAGCGAUCCCCCAUCCAAGCACGAGAUAACUCACACGGAAACCUAACUCCAGCACCGGAUUACUAUCUCGGCAAGGAGGACAUCGACCCCCGACGCGACCUCAGGGGAUUGGAUCGGCCCGAGGCCUAUAUCCACGACAAAAAGUCACCACCGCCGCAGUCCCCACCUCCUCUGGCAACCUCUCCAAGAAACGAGAGGUACCAUAAUGACGCGCUCCAACGACAGGACCAAGAUGACAGCCCCCGGACCUCGAUUUCGUCUAAUAAUUCGAGCGAGUACCUCACAUUGGAGCAGGCACAAAAGGCACACCAACAAAAAAUGAUGGGACACAAAGAGAGCAUCGGAUCUGUAAAUAUGCUGAUUAAGAAUGCUACAAAAGACCAACAAUAUCUCAACCAGCAGCAGCAGCGUUCGAAUGACCUUCUCUCGCCCGUAACGCCAUCCUUCGCACCGGACCAUGCCUCAAUGGCCAUCUCGGACUCGACCAUGUCCAUGAUGCCCUCGCUUCCGUCCACCUCGAGCCCUAUGUCAUUCAUUCCCCGUAAUAAUAAUAAUACCAGCGAGAGUCGCAACCCACAAUCUCCCACAAGAUCUCCUGUCAAUCACGCCAGACAAGGCUCCAACCCUCGCAUCGCCACCACUCAGCCCGGAAAACCAUCUCCAUCGCGUGGGCCCGAUUAUGGCCCCCUGUCACCAGGCUACGAGGACCCAUAUGCUGAGAGUGCGUACAGUGAAGACUUUGCUGACAGUCGGUCCAUGAUCUCCAGCACGCCCAAUCACGGCCCCUACGGCGGCCCUUCUAAUGGUAGUCAAUCAUAUUCUCCAUACUCGCCACAACAUGGUGGCAGUUCAUCGGGUCCAUACAGCCCUGGUCCUAGCUCCCGUCCUUACGGCAGUGGUGAGGGAUACCGAUCCCCUAACGGACAAGGCUACGGCAUGCCACCACCACCAUCUCCAUAUAUGGGCAACGGCUACGGCGGCAGAGGCCCACCUCCACAGCACAUGCGAGGCCCUGGUGGCCCAGGAUAUGGACGACCUGGACCUGAUCAUGGAUAUGGACCUGGACCUGAUCAUGGAUAUGGACCCGGACCUGGGCCUGGGUAUGGUCCUCCAGGUCCUGGACGGGCUGGCCCACCACCAAAUUACUUUCCCCAAAAUGGAUACCCAGGUAGAGUUACAAGUCCGGGGCCUGGAUAUGGGCCGGGCGGGUACCGGCCCCAUCCUCCACGCGACCCUGAAUACAGCCAAGGACCCUAUCAACAAGCAUACUAG
Gamsiella multidivaricata is the source of this 1911-nucleotide messenger RNA. RefSeq lists its product as uncharacterized. NCBI's taxonomy places the organism in Eukaryota, Fungi, Mortierellomycota, Mortierellomycetes, Mortierellales, Mortierellaceae. Bases 1 to 1911 code for a protein of 636 amino acids. The record is from RefSeq and is a predicted model, not a curated record. The transcript has a single exon.